Messenger RNA from Caenorhabditis sp. 36 PRJEB53466, 1353 nucleotides. The record is from the annotation of a GenBank genome assembly. Lineage: Eukaryota; Metazoa; Nematoda; Chromadorea; Rhabditida; Rhabditidae.
AUGAACCGAUUGUCGUGGUACACGCCCGGCGAGAGCACCGAAGAGCUGCUCUGUCAAGCGGGACACGUCGGCAUCUACGAGGGUGAUUUGAAACAGGUUUCGCGCAUUGAUUUUUCCAGGAAUUUGCCGCUCAUUUGCCGAAUUUUCAGACCAAUUUUGAGCAAGGAACGGCGUCGUUGACAUUGCAACGUGUCAUUUGGGCCGAUUCCUCCGACCCGGAUCGUCGGCUCGUCCUCCAUCACUCGCUGGUGGUGUCCAUGGAAAAACAUCACAAGUCGAUGUUCAGCAAAGGCGGAAAGAUUGUUUUGAAGCUGGAAAAGCCGAGAGCCGGCAACGUGGGACCGGUCAGCUCGAGCCAAUACGAUACGAUUCGGUUAGUGUUCCGACACGGAGGAGAGGACGAUGUAAGUGUUCCGACUGGCGGCAAAUUCGAAAAUUUCAUUUCAGUUCUUCAAAAAGUACGAGGACGCGGUGCGAAGGAAAACGUGGCAACGCUCGAGUUCCGGCUCAAGCUCUAGCGGUGUAGGUUUCCUGUUUGGCCUCCCCGCCCGUCAACCCAUCGUCCUCAUUUUCAGUCUCGCGCUAGCACCAAUGUUCGCUCGGUCGGAAUAUCGGGAAUCGAGCGACGACUCGCGGAAAACCAUCAGAAGACGCACGAAACGAUCACACAGGCGUUCGACGAUAUGUCCAAACUGAUGGAAACGGCGCGCGAAAUGGUCAGUCUUUCAAAGAGCAUUUCGGAGAAGGUGCGCGCUCGCAAAGGAGAGAUCAGCGAGGACGAGACGGUCGCAUUCAAGUCGUACCUUCUCUCGCUCGGAGUCUCCGAUCCGGUCACCAAGUCGACGUUCGUCGGCUCCGAUUCAGAGUACUUCCAAAAGUUGGCAAAAGAAAUCACGGACGUACUUCAUCAACAAAUCAAAGAGAACGGAGGAAUGUGCGCGCUUCCCGAGGUGUACUGCCGAAUCAACCGGGCGAGAGGAAUGGAGUUGCUCUCGCCGGAAGACGUGAUGAACGCGUGCGAGGCGUUGAGCAAGGUCGAUUCGCCGCUGGAACUGCAUCGCUUUCCAUCAGGAGUACUCGUCGUUCAGUUGAAAUCCGCGUCUGUGGACAGCACGAUCGCGCAGACAUUGGAGUUGGUCGCGAAGCUCGGAAGAGCGUCCGCGAAUGAGCUUGCCGAAUCCCUAGGAAUCACUGUUAUUCUGGCCAGAGAACGGUAGGGGAAAAGUUGGAGUUUUGAUCAGAUUGUCAAUCUAAUCGAUUUUCAGAUUGCUGGCCGCUGAAGAAUCGGGUCUAAUCUGCCGUGACGACUCCAUCGAAGGACUUCUCUUCUAUCCGAAUCGCUUCAUGGAGUAG